AUGUCGGAGUACCAGAUAUCGAGCGUGUACUUCUCGCGGAGGAACAAGCUGCUGCUGCUGAUAUGCGUCUUCUUCUUCUCCUGCUCGACGCACGUGUUCAAAAAUGUGUUUCCCUUCCUCUUUAUGCUGACGGGGGUGCGCAACGAGAUUGACCUUGACAAUGUGGCCAAUCAAGCGGGGCGGUUCCCCUCGAGGGGGGGUCCACUCGGCGGUGCGGCGAAGGGGGGAGGGAUACAGACUGAUCUGUUUGGGCAAUCCGCAGCGUAUUCCUUGGGGAGAACCCCCCCCACGAUUGUCUCCGAGGAAGCCACGCAUAGCAGCACCUACCUAGAAACGAAGGGUCGCAAUAGCCAGUCGAUCUACCUAUACAGCAACAUCCUGACGCUGAUCUACUGCAGCUCCCUAGUGACCUACAUCUUCAUCCUGGUGUACGAUUUGGGAAAAAAAAAUUACGUAAUUAACAGUUUUUAUAUCAUCAAUUUGGUCGCUCACUUUACCAUUUUUCUUCUCCUCAGCGACAUUCAAAUGAGGAACACAGAUUUGAGAGAAGUGAUGAGCUGGAGGGAUGGGAGUUUGUCUAGGGAUGCCAUGCCUCUGUUUGGGAGGUACCCCGCAGAGGAUAUGCUCGCAAAGAGGAGGGACAUCAAUUUUUACUUCAAGAGGAACCUGCGGGAUAGGCUGGACGCGGGGGAGUUCCUCAGCGUGGGCCUGUUCCAGAGGAGCGCCCUGGAGUUUGUCCUGGGGGGUGUGGAAGCGGGGGGAAGAUUCGAAGCGGGGGAAGACAAAACGAGCAGCGACAUGGGCAAGGAUAACCGCGAUGGAGAGCAGCGCAACAGCGACAUGGGCAAGGAUAACCGCGAUGGAGAGCAGCGCAACAGCGACAUGGGCAAGGAUAACCGCGAUGGAGAGCAGCGCAACAGCGACGUGGGCAAGGAUAACCGCGACACGGGCAGGGAUAACCGCUCCCGGGAGGAGGCGUACACGUACGAGAGGAAGCACCUGAAGUUCCUGUACCUGUGCAUCAUCAUCAGCUCCAUCUGCAGCGGGUACAUAAAGAUUUACCAAAAGAGAAUUAUGUACUGCAUUUUCUACGUCAACAUAGGGGUCAUCACCUCGCUGCUGAUCCUGAUGAACAGCCUCUUCAAACUCUUCGCCCACUCCCUCAACUACGUAGUCACGAACAAUAACUCCAUCACAGAUAUCAGCGACUACAUCAUUCUCUUCCUAGUAAUUGACAUGUUUGGCUUGCUAACGAUUUUGAUUUUUACAUACAAAUGGUUUUACCAGAGGAAGCUGUGGGUCAAUCUGCACACCAUUUUUUAUAAUUACAAAUACGUUUGCUUUUACCAUAAGGAGACCUACUACCUCUAUUCUGUGGACAAACAGAUCGACAGCAUUUUGGUUCAUAUCGACAUGUGUGGGGAUGAGAAUAUUAAAAUUAGUUUUUGCGCCUACAUGAAUUUGAACAAGUCGAUUUUUUACGACUACCUUCGCCUGAACACGUUCAGGAAGAACAAGCUGCGCAUUUUGGAGAUUGCGGACCAGAGCCUCCACGUCACCAGCACGUACAAGGCGGUAGAGCGGCCCCACGGGGGGAGCGGCGAGCACGGCGAGCGGGGUGAAGUGGACCAACGUGGCCAACGUGAUGAGGGGGGCGAAGUGGACCAACAUGGUGAGCGUGGCGAGGGGGGCACCCCAUCCUUUGGCCGGAAACAAAAGCACAGCUACACCAUGAAGCCGUACAAAAUCUGCAUAGAGUCGCUGAGCAGCCUGGCCAACGUCGGCCCGGACGAGCAGUUAGCGGAGGGGCAGUUGCGCGGUGAGGAAGCUCAGGGACAGCCUCAGAUGUACGCCCCUGAUAGGGACGAGGGAAACGAGCAGAAGGGGAGGGGCGCGAAGAUCCCCAGCUGCGUGAAGAAGCAGGGGAGGAGGCUGGCCAAGGGGGACUCGGUGCACUUUCAGGACCAGCCGGGGGGGGAACCGAAAGAGCUGAAAGGAGUGAAAGGAGCGAAAGGAGCAGACGAGGGGGUAGAAGCAGAUGAAGAGGACGUCGCAAAUGGAGAGAACGCCGCUAACGAAGAGGACGUCGCAAAUGGAGAGAACGCCGCUAACGAAGAGGACGUCGCAAAUGGAGAGAACGCCGCUAACGAAGAGGACGUCGCAAAUGGAGAGAACGCCGCUAACGAAGAGGACGCCGCCAACGAAGAGAGCGCCGCCAACUAUGCGAUGCUCGGCGGGGAAGAACGCGUGGACGCCCGGGAGGGGGAAGAACAAAAGAGGAACGUUCUGCUAAUCCCCAACUACGAUGAUGAGUGCAGCCGAAAUGCAGACUACUACGACGAUUGGGAGCUGUCUGACGAGAGGGACGACGGGGACGACGCGGGAACUUCCUUCCUCAGCAGAGCAGACGAAAGGAACAGCCAAGUGGGAAACAAACUUUUGAGCAUCUACCAGGGGAUAAACAAAUUCUGCUCCUCCUUCACAUUUUAUUUUUUCUUUUUCAUUUUUAUUUACGCCUUCUUGCUAUCCAUCAUGCACAUUUUCAUAAAUUAUUUUUUUUACAUUUACCUCUUCGUAUUUAACAUUAACAUUUAUGUGUCUAAUGUGUAUACCAUCAUCAUGACGUUCGUUUCGCUUAUUGCCAUCCCCUUUUCCGGCUACAUCGUGGACAACAUAGGGUCGUUUUUGUCCCUCCUGCUGUGCUCCUCGUCCUUCAUCUUGGUGGCCAUUUCGGGCUCCAUAUACUGCUACAAGCUUAACCAGAAUUCGGAAGCCCUCGCCUUUCUCUUCUUCAACCUCAUAGGCAUCAGCGAGUCCAUCAUCCCCACGGUUAUCAUUUCGCAGAUCCCCACUCACCUGUGCGUGAAGAACAACGAAAGCAUCACGUCCGCCUUUGCCAUUUUCGAGCUAGUCACGAUGAUAAUCAUAAGUUUGAACAACUACGUUUUUGGUUGUUUUUUAAUUAAAGAAGAGUACCUAAAGGGUUUGUACGUACUGUUUUUUUUCGUCAUCCUGGUGAUCGUCCUUAUCCUUUUGUUAAUUGUCACCAUUUACCUCAAGAAGAAGCGGAGCGCGCGCGCGUACAAGAGCCCACGGAACGCCGACCUCGCGCAGCCUCUCCUGUGA
Plasmodium vivax (malaria parasite P. vivax) is the source of this 3126-nucleotide messenger RNA. RefSeq lists its product as hypothetical. The record is from RefSeq and is a predicted model, not a curated record. The transcript is spliced from 5 exons. NCBI's taxonomy places the organism in Eukaryota, Apicomplexa, Aconoidasida, Haemosporida, Plasmodiidae. Bases 1 to 3126 code for a protein of 1041 amino acids.